Messenger RNA from Symbiodinium sp. CCMP2592, 4236 nucleotides. Lineage: Eukaryota; Dinophyceae; Suessiales; Symbiodiniaceae. The record is from the annotation of a GenBank genome assembly.
AUGGUUUUCUCUGCUUAUCAUCCGCGGUACCUUGCUUGUAGCCAGCUGCACAAUGGCAAGUCUGAAGCUGUGAACUUGAAAACCUGGGUUUACAGCAACACUGACGGUGAGCGGCUACUGCUGUUGGAGCUGCGACGUUUGCUGCAUUGCUGCGGCAAGGUCCCCCGCUCCCAAUAUGUGCAUGAGAUCGUCAACAAAGGUUGUGGUGCUGAUGGAGAGUGGCGCAACUGCUUCGAGCUGCUGGGCUUGAGUGUGGAUGAAUGCUUAGUGAAAUCUAAGAAGGCCAGCAAAUACAGCAACAAGAACUUCAAGGGCAUGCAGCAACCGGAGUUGCUCCGGAACGAGUGGCAGAUUACUACAUUGGGGGCUCUCGCGCUUCUUUGCCAAUGGAGCAUUUCGGGAAUGCAUCGCAAUCAAGAGCGAUGCAGAUUCCUGUUUCGAAGCAUGCUUGAAGCAUCAAUCCCCGGGGACUCGAUGGCUGCAGUUCUGUCGCCAUUUUCAGACACAGGUAUUCUGCAGCGAUGUCUGCAGCGACCAGGCUUGGGAACAUGCGUUCACCUGUCCCAGGUCUUAGGUGAGCUGCCCACGGCAUCGCAUGCAAUGUCAACAGCAACCUUUUUGGACAAAACCGUGAGCUGCUUGUGCAAAGUGUGGUCUACUUCAGACAGUUGCGAAAGUGCCAAAUACUUGUGCUUGAAAGUGCUGGAGGACAUAGCGCUGCUUGUGGAACAGCAUCUUGUGGAAUUUGGACACGAGGAUGUGCUUCUGGGCAGGUCCUUGGAUCCUGCAGCAGACCGCAGGCAAGCUGUGGAUGAAGAUGUCGUGGAGGCUUUGCGGCAACAAGCCGUUGAGCACAACCUUUCACGACAGGUUCUGAACUGUGUGCACAAUGCCGCUGAUCGCACCGCAGGACUGAAGUGGCAGAAGAGAGACGCUUGUCGCUACAUCGCUAAAAGCUGGGAGGCAUUUCAGAAAGACCGGACAACUAACGUGGUUGUCGCCGUGAGUUUGGACGCUAAGCGAUUGGGGGAUCCAGGACAGGAUCUGCUUGUGGGGGCUGCUUCCAGAGACGGCGUGGGUGUCUGGUUGCCACCGCAGGACGGAAUGUUGUUUUGGGUGCUGACAGACGAGCCUGGGGUUGCCCCAGAGUCCGAAGAAAGCGCGAAGAUCUUGCAGAGCGAGUUGUUGCGAUGGCUUGAAACAGAGGGAGCUGAGAAGGACGACAAAGGCGACGUCCUUGAAGACGAGCUAAGGCCGUAUCGUGCAGCCAACAUGCACUACAUGCUUUGCUUUGAGCACGCCGUGAAAGCUGGUACGGGCUAUUCUCUCUGCGAUUUCCUGCCGCUGCGUCGACCGCAGCGCCUGCAGCCACAUGAGCGAAGAGAGACUGUCAUCAUCGGACGGCAGCAUGGGGUUGGUCAGAAGCGUAUGGUCUUGGCAGAUACAGAAUCUGGCAAGAGGAGCUUGGAGCAUGCGAAGCAUUUGGACAGCAAUGGUGAACCAUACUUGUCUCCCAGUCUCGUGGUCUGCGUGGACCAGGGUUCCAUAGGAUGGCCUUGCGUACAGAUGGCUUUUCAAAGCCAUGGUCUCCGCGGGCUGUACUUCCACGACCCCUGGCACCGAGUGUGGAAUGAUCUGAAGGCUGCGUGCGUGUCGGCCUCUUUUUGGAGUGUUGUCAGGGAGUGCACACUGGCCAUGAACGUGCGGUCAGGGCCGUUUGAGGGCGCCGCCUUCCACGGGCAGCUGCAAAGUGCCCUGCAAGAUAUGGCGACGAAAAGCUCCUUUGACAACGUGUUUUUUGCCAACUGCUAUCCCAACAUUUGUCGGGAAUGGGGGCUGCAGGGUGCCCUUGACUACGGGAGCGAGUCUCACAUGGAGACUGUGUUCCAAAUGCUCUGCCGAGACAAGGAGCUCAAGCACAAAGGCAGCAAUGUCAAGUGGGCGAGGUGGGCGUCUUUCUUCGAUGCAGGUCAGGCGUUUCGGCCUUGCUGGAGUGCCCGCCUAUGCAUCAUGUUGUUCCAUGGCUGGCGAGAUGGCUGGUGGGCAAGUCUUUCUGAUGCACCCUUGGGCUUGCAAGAAGGCGAGGACUACGGUCUUUCAGGCCUCUUAGCUUUAAGCAAAGCUGCUGGCAGCGGUUCUGGUGCGACUUCCCGAAGCGUCAAACACAGCAACGACCAGGUCAAUCUCCUGCGCAAAGAGUGCAAGAACUCCCUGGAGAUGGCAACCCUGGUCAUGAACAACGAGGUGACCCGGCGUAUGUUCAAUAUGCUACUCGAGGUCGUGGAUCCCGUUCGUAUCCGCAUGGGGAAGGACAUGAAAGCCAUGCAGGCCAGCCGCGAAGGAACUCUGCAUGUGCUAAAAGCCUGGAACCAAGGCUCUGUGAAUGCAACGUGCCGUGAAGUGUUUCAAAAGCUCCAAGACCGAGACUCGCUAGACUGGGCUGGCAUGGACUUGUCAGACGAGGCUGUCUCAACGGAAAGCCAGGCCGCAGUUGAAAACGAGUUCGCUCAGAGAAUGGCUGUGCUUGCGCGCGAGGUGUGUGCAACAAGAGCAUUCGCUAUGGGUGAGUACAGUCACGCUCCUCCAUUUCUGCUGGUCGGCCUCUUGGAAGCCGAGGCUCAGCGAGAAACUUUGGAAAAGCUGCAAUGCUUGUGGCACUGCUGUUUGCGAGUGGAAGAAUGGAGCUUGGGCGACCCUUGGUACAGGUCAUUUUUGGACAGUUUGGUGUGGCCUAACCUGACGACAGUGCGUUGUGCCUUCAUUGAUUUGGAAGAAGUGGACUGGCAAGUGACACAGAAUCUACGCAGCUACCUGUUAGACCUCUUCGGCAACAUGUCUGGGCACACCAAGAUGGUGGAGGAGGCUUUCAACCUUGCCACAGACACAACUCGUAGAACCAAGAACGGCAGAGUGGAAAAGUUGAGCUUGUGGCAAGGCCUUGCGGACUCCGACCUCUUGGUGAGUUGUCCUGGCGACAGUGCUGACACACAAGUUCCCAAAAAGCUGCCCGAGAAGCUGUUCCUGCCAGACAAGAUGGAAGGCUUCUCCCUGGGUGGCUCCAAGGGACUCAAGCAGAUGAGUUCUAAUGAGACGUGGGUGAGCUUGUCACCUGCUAACCACUCCAUGAUUUCUUGGGCAACUCGUGCUAUGCUUUCCUUGCGAGAAGACUUGAGCCUACUCAAACAGUGCUGGCAGUCCUUGUUGCCGCCCGUAGGCUGGGUGCUUGCUAGAAACCUUGACUUUCAGAACCUCACAUACGUUCUGAAGUGCACUCCAUGGGGCGUGCUUAGUUGGCCAAUGCGACCUGGCCGCUCCACUGACAAAGAUGGCAAAGUAUUCAAGUACUUCUGUCUGGAUCUUUCCGCCCAGGCCACAGUGCAGUUCUCCGUCAUCACAGACAUGUCAAAGUGGUACAUGUUGGACGCUGUCGUACGAUCUCCUGCUUUCCUGCAGUUCAGAGGACUACACAGCCUCAAGAGCAAAGGCAUCAUUUUCCAACACACUCAGUGGCGUGGGCUCUUGGAAGCUGCAGCUUCUUUGGGGUUUCGGGGGCUCACACUGCCAAACUUGCAGAAGCUUUACACCAAGCUUGGCAUCAAGCACGAAGGCAAAAGGCCUUCAACUGUCAAGGAUGUGAUCAAGUCCCUGUUGAAGCAUUGCUUUCCCGGGGAGACUGCGGAGUCUUUGGAAGCGAUGCUGGCAAAAAGGGAGAGCGCUGAACUCACGGAGCUGGGGUCCAUCAUCAACAGCGCCAAGCAUCUGGAACUUGCUGAGCAGUAUCUGGAACCAGAAGAGGUCCAGAAGUGCAAGAAAAAGCUGCAGGGCCGCAGCCGGGAUGAAGACGAGAUGCCGGACUGCACGUUGGAAGAGCUCGCCAAGAGGGCAGCGCCAUCCGGUGCUGCAGCUGAGAGCUCCGAAACGGCACAGCGGAGCAGCAAACGACAGAAGCGACGAGCAGAGCCCCUGGCAAUCGAUUGGAAGAAGAUUGAGAUUGAAAGCAUUCGCAAAUGUAUGCCUCAAGGCAAGCACGGAGCAGUCAUCGUGUCUCAAGAGCUCAAGAACGCCAGUCGUUGGCGAGUGCAGUACCCGCGUACAACACCAGGGCAUCAGAGUUUCUCGCUGGUGUACCAUGACGAGCCAAGCGAAAGGCGAAGCGUGAUAGCUUGCUUGCGAUGGGCUUGGAAAGUCCAUGGGCAGGAAGGUGGCGAGCAGUGCCCUUUCGACUUGGACUACUGA